GGGUGGGACCGGGAUGGAGUUCCUUGUGGACGGGUUGCACCUCACCCGUACCCACCAGAAAAAGAAAGUCCCCACCACUCUCGACAAACUCCAACACAUCGAUAUUCACUCGCAUGCUCUGUUUGCUGCUGUGGAGCAGGGCCAUGUGGAACGUGCGAGGACCAUUCUCCAGUCGACGGACGUCGAUAUCAACAGCGUCAACAGUGAUGGUUUGUCUCCGCUGGACGUCUCCGUGCUGGUGGGCAACAAGGGCAUGGCCAAGAUCCUAAUCGCCUUCGGUGCUCAGGAGGGAAACCAAUUUAAAUGCCCCGAGGCCCUGGAGGUGCACCUGAAGCAACUAGUGCUGGAGGCGGACCUGAGGCUGCAGGAGCUGGGCGGCCACGGCGGUCAUGUCGUGCCCGCGGCCGCGGCCGGGGCCUUCGCCGCCCCGUCCUUGUCCGUGUCCGCGGCGGACUCCACCUCGUCCUCGUCCUCGGCGGCGCCGUCCUCGUCCGCGUCGUCCUCGUCGGCCGACAAGCAGCUCUCCAUCUGGGAUCGGAGGGUCAAGAGUCUGAAGCGCAUGCUGAUGGGCUUCGAGCAAGCCAGAUGUCCUGACGAACCGUUUCUCGUGGCUGUGGAUGUCACUGGCACCCACUCAGUGACCGUCAGAUUUCAGGAGGCAGAAACAUUGGACUCACAAAUAUGCACAAAAUUUAAAGUGGAAUGGAGCUGCUCGCCUGACUUCAGCAUUUUGGCCGGUGAAAGACAAGUUCUGGAAAUUACUCAUUCAGAAUGUCACAUCAGUGAUCUAGUGCAAGGUCAACGAUACUAUUUCAGAGUUUCGUGUGGCAAUUUGAGAGGCUACAGUAACUCAGUGCUGUCAAGCCCUCCCUCAGUUGUUCCUUCUAGCUGGAGAGAUGUAGAUGGCAAGGAAGCCAGAUUUACAGGAGUAAGUCUGAAAGUUCUUGAUAAUUUAUUCACUGAUAUGCGUAAAGCACGUCCAGAGUUUGCUGCAGAAAUUAAAGAUAUUCAAGAAUCGUCUAGUCCAGGGGGUGAAACACCAAAUGUACAAAGACGGAAGAAAACUACCAUAAAACAACUUUUUACAGCUGCAUCAAAAUUCCAAAAAAACUUACGAAGGGGAGUUUACCUCUCAUGUAUAUUGUACCAUGAAGACAAAGUGCUUGUGACAAAUGAAGACUUUUUACCUGUUAUUGAGGUUGAUGAAACAUAUCCAAGUUGCAUAUAUAAUGAUUUUCACUGGCUCAUGAAGGUAGCUUGUACUUGGGAUGAUGUUAAGUCAUUACGUCAGGAUAUGGAAAAAUCUUUAAACUCAUCAUCCAUUCAUUUUCGUAUGAAAUUGCUUCAAGCUGCAGCUCAAAUGCAGACUGCUCUAUGUAUUCAAGACCUUGGUCAACUCUAUCAUAAGCCACUUCGAGAUUCACAAGGAACUUUAGUCAUAUCUAUGAUAAAUUAUGUUCGUUCUCCCAAAUCUGUGUCAGUGCUGAAUUCCCGGUGGUUACCCAUUGGGAAAGUAGUAAAGAAAGCCUCAAACCAUGAUGACCCAAAUGUUGGUGAAAUUCUUAUGGCAUCUAUUCAGGAACAAAUCAUGUAUCAUCAAGUUAGCAGCAUAAGAUUAUCCCGAGGGUUGUACCUGGGGUUCCUAAAAAUGCACAGCUCAGUAGAUCUCAUUCAAGUUGUAGUGCCAUCCAAAACACCAAACGUUUUACCCCAUUGCAAAAUUCGGGACAACCCUCAUGUUUCUGCGGAGGAAUGGGGAGGUUUGAAAUGUCUUAAAGGAAAACUGAGUGUGGCUGUAGCAUCUAAGUCAGAAAAGAAUAACUUAGAAGAAAACCAAUCUUCAAGUAUGGAAGAACUUGCUUCUAGUGCUUUCCAAUCGGAGCAACAAAGAGUGUUCGUGGAUUUGGUGGCUUCAACAGCUAGACGGCUUUUUUCAUACAUGGAAAUCAGUCCUGAGGAGUCUCAUAUGCACAGAUUAUAUGAUGUGGAAGUUGUUGAUCUGACACCAGAAGUGUCCUUCCUGGUGGCCGUUCCCCCUGCAGAGAGUGCAUGUGCAGUGCCUGGUCAGAGAGAUAUGCUGCUGCAGCGUGGAGAUCUUCUUUCCCUUCCACUGCAAGUUUUUGAAAUGGUCCAUUUGGCUUCAUACCAACACAACAUCAUUUGCCGCUACUCACGGCUUUCAUGCAUCCUGGAGUUAGACAUGCUCUUAGCACAACACAGCCUAAGAGAGGCAUUCUCAACUGCAGAGGUGUCCCAGGCCAAAGAACGCUUAUGGAAGCUUCAAGAAAUUGAUUCCCAGUUGAAUGCUGUUAAGAAAGGCAUCAGGUGGCUUAUGGACUUGGUAACUUUUACAAGAGAUCGUGGUUGCCAACCGGUCAGUGGAUCUCCUGGUAUACCCAUGAGGACCUUGUUGGCAAUUGGAGCUCCAAGUAAAGGAAAAGAUGGUGGCUCUUUAGGUGUGAAACGUAGUCUCCUACAGAUACCGCCACGCGAUCAAAAGCUUGUAAAGUCAAGUGCAAGUCGUGGAAGUUGGCCUGGUCCUGGUGUCAGUGGAGCACCCUGCUUACUUGCUACAGAAUUCAGCAAGAGCGAGCAACAAUUGAAUACUAGUAGAAACACUGCUUCUACCACUACCAUUGCCUCCCCUAGCAUUGCUGUAGCGACUCUUUCCCUGUCUCCCCCACCUCCCCCUCUCCCUCAUCCUCGCUCCCCCAGAUCGACUCCUAUUCUUAGUGGCUCUCCGAGGAAAGGAAGCGCUGGUAGUGUAGGCUCUGUCGGUGUUAAUGCAGCCAGUCCAAGUUAUAGUAAUUCAAGCGUUUGCUCGACGAACCUAGGUGGGAAUAACUCUCCAAGCUCAAUGAAAGGCCUUCCAAACUCCCGCAGUGAAGACACCUUGCUGUUAUCCUCAUCCCAACGAGCUCAUUCUUUGGGCCACCAACGUAGUCGGUCUUCAGUUCUCACAGCCAGUGUCUCAGCCACAACAUCUCCUUUGCUGUCUGUCCGGUCCUCCGUAGUUGGUGGUCAGGCAGUGCCAGUCGGCAGUGCCAUGAGUGUGAGUGGGCUCAGCACUGGGAGUGGUGUCAGUGCCAUAUCCGGCAAUAUGACUGCCACUAGUGAGAGCCAACACUCCCUGUCUUCAGAAGAUUCUGCAGUUGUCAAUCUAGGCAACAACAUGAAUAAGAACCCGCCAGAGGAAGAGGAUGAUGAGGGAGGUGCUGGAUCAGUCGUAGUGCCCAUUCCAUCUUCUGGAAUUCUUCAGGUAUAUGCUGCAUACAAAACUGGACUGGCCUCUGGCACAAGCCUGAAGGUUCACGUGACUCCCCAAACAUCAGCUCGAGAAGUAGUGGACUUAGUUGUAAAACAGCUGAAUUUAGCUGCUGUCUUAAAAGGGAAAGGAGGACCCAUCUAUUCAGAAGAUCGACUGGACAAUUUUUGUCUUGUAGCUGUGAUUGGUGCUCGAGAGCGCUGUCUUCGUGAUGACUUUAAACCCUUACAGUUGCAAAACCCUUGGAGGAAAGGAAGACUCUAUGUAAGGCAAAAACAUGAUGUACUGGCUGCACUAGAUCAAUGUGCACGAAGACCUACUGCGUUUUUGUAGAGUUAAAAAAUUUGUGAUUUUAUUUCAUAGAAGAUUAAAAAUGUAUUUAAUAUUUGAAGCAGAUGUUUCCUUGUCAGUUCUCAAAUUCUAUUUCAAUUUCUGCUGUGGUUUCAAGAUCUUGACCGCUGCAAAGUAGGUGUUUUUUGUUUCUUUUCUCCCUCUCUUUUUCGUGCUUCUAGUGUGAACUUACAUAAAAACUGUUAGGAAAGCUUUCCCGUCUUCAUGGUUCUUUGUCUACCCAUAUUAUAAAGCAUAUUGGUGUGCUGGUCAAUUCCUUUCUUAUAAGCAGCUUGAUAGUUGAAAUAGGUUGUGAAAUAAAUGUUUUCAGGGCCUUCAGAUCAAUUUGUUCAAAUCAACACAAACUUCUUGGUACCAGCUAAUUUAAGCUUUAAAGUUAAUUUAUGUUCAAUUAAAACCAAAAGAAUCAUUAAACUGAGUAGAAGUUUAUCUGAGGGACAAAAGGAAUGCAUUGUUGAAGAAGAAGAGUGAAAUUAUGAAUCUGUGAUAUGUAUAUUUAAUGUUAGUGGAUAUCUUAAAACAUAUGAAAUAUUAUUGUACACAAAAUGGCCAAAUGAUUUAAUGAUGUAAACCAAAUAAAGAAGAAAAGUCUUCUUUCAAAAUGA
Molecule: messenger RNA, 4221 nt
Organism: Thrips palmi
Lineage: Eukaryota; Metazoa; Arthropoda; Insecta; Thysanoptera; Thripidae
Gene: wake
Product: ankyrin repeat and fibronectin type-III domain-containing protein 1
Exons: 18
Coding region: 14-3598 (1194 amino acids)
Biological process (GO): establishment of mitotic spindle orientation; signal transduction; regulation of establishment of bipolar cell polarity
Cellular component (GO): spindle
Molecular function (GO): protein binding
Source: RefSeq, a predicted model, not a curated record